Molecule: messenger RNA, 360 nt
Organism: Opisthorchis viverrini
Lineage: Eukaryota; Metazoa; Platyhelminthes; Trematoda; Opisthorchiida; Opisthorchiidae
Exons: 2
Coding region: 1-360 (119 amino acids)
Source: RefSeq, a predicted model, not a curated record
AUGCUGAUCAGCCGCACUGCUAAUCGCUACAGUGUUUCUUGGCUUCAAUCAGAGGACAAAAUCUUCAGUGGUGUUCUCUUGAAAGCGGAUUUUGAGUUCAGAAUGGCACAGAAAUUUGCUUCCUCCCAACGCUGGGGACGUUCAAUUUGUUUGCAAAAGAAAACUGGACAUCCAUCUUCUCCUCAACGCGUCUCUUUGAAAUUUCCUGGAUAUUCAUUGACUCCAAUCAUUUCUCGCUCAAAUCCAAGCAAAUGUUCCAAGGCGACUCCACAAAUUCCGCAACAGAUCUCCCCUUUUCAAGAGACACAAAGCGAAAUUCCACGAACAACACAUACUACUCGCGUACGUCCCCAUCAUUAG